AUGAUCCAAAAGUAUAAAAAUAUUCUAAAAGAGUUAUCAGAAAUUGAAUCAUCUAUGUAUAGUUUAGAAACGCAUGUAUCAGUUUUAUAUCAAUCUUAUGAUGAUAAUGAGAGUUACAAAAAAAAUUUUAAGAAAUUAAUUGGUUAUUUUAAGGAAAUUCAUAAUGAAUUAUCGGAUCAUAUAAUGAGUCAUUGGAUUGAUAACUAUUUUUUUUAA
Messenger RNA from Macrosiphum euphorbiae (potato aphid), 216 nucleotides. Lineage: Eukaryota; Metazoa; Arthropoda; Insecta; Hemiptera; Aphididae. The record is from the annotation of a GenBank genome assembly.